Molecule: messenger RNA, 3474 nt
Organism: Penicillium oxalicum
Lineage: Eukaryota; Fungi; Ascomycota; Eurotiomycetes; Eurotiales; Aspergillaceae
Exons: 2
Coding region: 1-3474 (1157 amino acids)
Biological process (GO): chromatin remodeling
Cellular component (GO): cytoplasm
Source: RefSeq, a predicted model, not a curated record
AUGGCCGACCCUCGACAAGAAGCCUUCAAGCUUCUGCGCGAGCCAUGCGUUGAACUGAGCUCGGUUGGAUUACGGUUCCGUGGCGAUCAAGCUACUGCUUCGGAAGUGCUGCAAGCAGUCACUCCCGUCUAUCAAGUUUUGCAAACGCUUGCAUCGAAAAACGCUCUGGAUGGAAAGUUAGCCGAAUAUGCUUUCUUCCCUCUUGCGCAUAUCUUCAAUGAGACAAAGCGGCUGCCAGCACGAUGUCUUGAAGUCACGGUACAGUGCUUGCACAUUCUGGUUGCAAGUGGCUGGCGUGAGCAACUUUCGCCAGCACUGGCGAAGCAACUAGUGAUCUUACUGACCCUCAUCGUGGGAGGAUCUCCAACGAACUCCGAGGGACAUUCAAGCAAGGUGCAGGCCGCCGAAGAGCUGUCUGUUGCAUGCUUUGACUGUCUUCGCGAGAUAUUUGAUGUGCUUCGAGGCCCAGUUGCUGAUCGAACUAUCUUCCAUGAAAUUGGCACGGCAACAGUGGUGGACCAGACAGUAUACAUACUCCUCGAAGCCAUCGUGGACGACAAGUCAGAUGAUCUCUGCAUCUCAAGCGCUCGAUCGCUCAAAUCUCUUUGCGCUCGAAUCACCGACCGUGUGGUUUUGGCAAGCAUCAUGCCGCGCACUAUCUCGGCGAUGGCCAAGGUCAUUCGUCCCACCACGCAGAGUCGGCGUUCAUACAAAUUAUUGCAGUUGUGUCUCGAAAUAUUACAUCAUAUGGUGCGGUCGGUUCUCAACGACCAAGUCGCUUCAAAAGAACCACAGACAUCCAUUGAGACUAGUGGCAGCGAAAAAUUAGUACUCGAUGCUUCAUGGCUGAAGGCUACGACCACGCAAAUCAAACUGGCCCUCGUCAACGUCACUCAAGUUCGUCGCCACCAAAGGCUUGAAGUUCAAGAAUCAUUACUGAACCUAUGCGUCAUGGUGAUUGAAGAUUGUCAGAACACUUUGAAAGAAGCUGUUCCCAUGAUGGCCGAAACCAUUGUGGUGCUGGCGGGUAGCGACCAUGGGGAUUCGAACCAAGCUUACAUGACCAUCUUACAUCUAGCCACUACAUACCCCAUGGUUCUUGAUUCCUUGAAAGAGUCACUUCAUACCUGGCUCACUACCUUCCCAAGAAUAAUGCAAAGCAGUGACGAAACGGCAAAGCAGUGGGGGAUCCGUCAAAUCUCCACGGUGUUUAAAAUCCUGUCUCAACUCCAGUGUGGGUCGGACCUUCUUUCGGAGAGGCUUUCAUCUGGGCUGUGCGACAGCAUGAGUGCUGUUGUCAAGCACGUCGGAAGCUCUGUGCAGCUUGUCUCACCAUCCGUCGGCUUGCACUGGGACGUGAUAGCCUCUGAGUCGCGAUCAUUAAAGUUUCCAUCUAUUCUGCUCGAACAUCAGAGUCAGCAGCAAACUUUGAAAGACAUGUUGCUAUUCAUCAACCAGUUGAACACCUCGGAAUCCGGAAAUGAAGUCACCAGGUCAAUCAUAAAUCGCUUUCAUACUGUUCCGCAAGAAACCUCUUUAGCCCCGUUCUGGUUAGCUUUGAAUGCACUUCGUGCUCAGAGCCAGCAAUCCGCGGAAUUUGAUGACUUCAUUGUUGGGGACGAGUUACAAAAGUCUUGCUCCCUGGCAGAUCGAGGUGGCAUGAUCGAAGAGCUCUACUUUACCUCUUUGACAAUCCUGAAUGAUUUUCCUCCGGACGGAUCCUCUGAUUGGCGAUUAGCGGCCCUAGCAUUGGAAGCGAUCGCUUUACAAGCACAAAACCUCAAAGAGGCGUUUCGACCGGAGCUCAUUGACGCACUCUACCCUACACUUCAACUUUUGGCUUCCAGCAAUAAAGACCUUCAGCGACAUGCUAUGAUUUGUCUCAACACCCUCACCAAGGCAUGCAGUUACCCUGACACCGGCACUAUGAUCGUUGAAAACGUCGACUAUCUCGUGAACUCAGUUGCUCUCAAACUCAACACUUUCGAUGUAUCGCCCUAUCCCCCUCAGGUGCUUUUCAUGAUGGUCAAACUCUGUGGUGCCCAGCUGAUCCCAUAUUUGGAUGAUCUCGUUGAUUCCAUAUUUGGAAUUCUCGAUAUGUAUCAUGGCUACCCAACGCUUGUCGAGAUGAUGUUCAAAACCCUGGCUGCCAUUGUCGAAGAAGGGUCGAAAAAAUCUGCCUUGUUGACAAUUGACAGCGGCCGUGAAGCGGGACCACAUGAAAGCCGCAAACCUCACUAUCAAAGUCUGGCUAUCUCAGUGGUGGCUGCCGAUAUUGCAAAGCGUAAAGCCAAACGCCAAGAAAUUGCAGGAGAGGACGAAGAGGUCGAGGGUAUCGUCCCUCACCCUCAAAAGCCUUGGUCUGAGACCUACGACAAACCACCGCCGGAGCCCGAAACAAUCGAGGAACUUUUGCAAAAGGCCGAAUCCGACGAGCCACUACCUCCACCAUCAGAGCCUGAAGAUGCGGAGAAACCGCUCAGCAAGACGCAUACCCUUCUUCUUCAUAUUGUCAAGUCUAUCCCAUCACAUAUUUCAUCACCCUCACCCUACCUCCGACGAUCGCUUUUGUCCAUGCUCAUCAAUGUGCUUCCAACACUUUCUCAAAAUGAGAACAGUUUCCUCCCUCUCAUUAAUGACCUCUGGCAUUCAGUGGCAUCCAGGAUCAUCUUUCCAUCUUCCUCAUCUAGUUCGUCUUCACGAUUGAUCAAUCGUAAGAGUGAAUCUACGAUGGAAUUGGCAAGUUCGACAACCAUCUCCGAUUCUCACACCGCGAAGGAAGAGACGUUUGUCAUCACAGCUGCUUGUCAGACAAUCGAAGCCAUGUGUAUCGGUGCCGGCGACUUCAUGGCUUCACGAGUCGAGACAGAGCUGCCACGAUGGCUCCGGCUUUACUCGGGAAUCUGGGACCAAGUCAAAAGAGAUGCCGCCGCAGCCAAUGAGCGGAGAGUCCGACAUCAAAAACCCAGUGAAGUGCUCGGGAGUGUAUCGGCACGUGGGGAGUUGAGAGAAGACAUAUCCGAACAGCCUGUUGUUCUGAAUCCUUCUCUGGCUAUUUCACCUCACGGUUCGGGAUCCAACACCUACGCCCCUCACCACACGUUGUGGAGAGCGUUGAUCUCUUUGUUCAUCACUGUUCUUUCACACGUACGGAUCCCCUUGGACACAGGGGACCAGAUUUGCGAAUUUCUUGGCUCGUGGCUUAUUCUUUAUGUGGGACCACAAUAUUGUCUGCAAGCGGACAAAUCAGCACGUUCUGGGGAGUCAUCUGCUGUGGACAAGGAUCUCAUUUCAUCUGUUGAGAAGGCUCUCGAUGCAAUGAUGACAUGGAACCCCGACUUGACCUGGUUCAUUAUGGCUUCUCAAAAACAGAAAUCUAACUCAUCCUCCAUUAACUCGUCCUCCAUCAGAAGAAAGGAACAUGCCAUCGAGGUUUCUGGCGAGAAACUUGAAUUCGCUGUGGUCACGGCCUAG